CAACAUCAAGUACAUUACACAAGCACAAUGUCCGAUUCAGAAGAUCAGGCCGGCGUGCCUCUAAUCGAGCCCAUCUCCGACUCCGACUCCCCCGCGCCAGCCAAAUCCAAAUCGAACAAGCGAAAACGCGAGACCGAAGACGAUGCAGAAGCGAAGAAAGCAGCGAGGAAGGCGAGGCGGAAGGCGAAGAAGCCACAAGACAUAGACGACUCGACUCUGGAUGCAGAGAAGGGCAUAAACACAGCGAUUGCACAAAUGGACAGCCGACUCAUGGCAGACCACCUUGCUCAGAGGACCAAGCGAUUCCAGCCAGACUUGAGCUUGGUAGAAGCAGAGGAUUGGAGGUUGUCAGAGUCGAGUAUAGCGGACAGCACGAGCUUUGAUAAAGAUAGAGUGACGGAGAACUUGCCCGAGUUCCUGGAGCACUUUGCCGUGAAGAAGAGCGGGAAGAAAGGAAGCAAAGGCGACGGCGUGAGUUGGUCGCCGAAGGAGAAGGGCUCGCCCCACACGCUGGUGGUCACGGGCGCCGGACUGCGCGCUGCAGACUUGACCAGGGCACUACGGAAGUUCCAGACCAAAGACGCGAAAGUUGCGAAAUUGUUUGCGAAGCAUAUCAAGAUGGAGGAAGCUGUUCAACAGUUGAAGAAGGACAGAAUCAACAUCGGUGUCGGGACGCCGCAGCGGAUCAUGGAUCUGCUGGACGACGGUGCAUUGUCUGCUAUCAAGCUAGAUCGUAUUGUCGUCGACGCCAGCCAUAUCGAUCAAAAGAAGAGAGGCGUGCUGGAUAUGAAGGAGCUGCAGAUCCCGCUCGUGAACCUGCUCACGAGGAAAGAGUUCAAGGAGAGGUACGGCAGCGGAGACGGCAAGAUCGAACUGCUCUUCUAUUAGUUAUGGCUUGCCGAUAAGGCUACGAGUGGACGGAGUGAGGAGGUAGACUUCACGACUUCACCACACCUCCGGGCACGUUCCUGGCCUGUUAAGCAUCUUUCACGGGCUUUCCCUCACUUUGCUUGGCACUUCGACCCCCAGCACUUAUUGCAGCAUGGUUGCCCGCGAUUCAGGCGAGCCCACCAAGGGCGUUGGCGCACGUUACAAGUGAUGCCGUUCGAAGGCGACCGAUACCAUGUCCUUGGGCUAUGUGCGACCACAGCCUACGACCAAUAAAUGGAGCACAACCUCUUUUCGUCUCCUCGCAGCUGACAGAGGCCUGUCAACUUCGACACCAUCAGUGCACACGGAUGACUCGUGAGCACGCGUGGGGUGCAGUAAUAGAGUAGAUCGCCAGAGCUAAUGCAGAUUGACCUUCAGUGUAAGUGAAGACUUUUACUUUUGCCGCACCACAGCGCGUGCUUGCCACUUCAACGUCAGCCGUUGCAAGUGAAGCUCAACUCAUGCAGCUCAUGUUUGC
Cercospora beticola is the source of this 1408-nucleotide messenger RNA. RefSeq names its product Cms1p (gene CMS1). The record is from RefSeq and is a predicted model, not a curated record. Gene Ontology annotation, cellular component: nucleus; 90S preribosome. Lineage: Eukaryota; Fungi; Ascomycota; Dothideomycetes; Mycosphaerellales; Mycosphaerellaceae.